AUGGAUACCGGUACCGAUACCAAGCGGAGCGGUGCUCUUCCAGCUGCUGAUGUUGCUCGGGUCUUUGACAACGCGCGUAUCCCCCAUGUCCUCUUUGGAUGGUGGGCUGUUGCCUGCCAUGGCAAGUACCAUGCAUUUCCGGAAAUCGACUUUGUUCUCCCCGACGACAAAAUCGAGGCUGCCGCUAAUGCUCUCGCCGCCACUGGGCAUUUCCACCGCUGCACGGAUCUCGACUGCGUUGAGUGGACGGCGGACCGGCGGCCCCGCGAUUACUUUCAAGCACCUCGCCACCAGCCAUUGCCUAUAACUAUGCUGGGAGCGCAAAUGGCGAUGAACAACUGGCAUGCAAUUGCUCGAGAGCAUCUUCAUAUUGGGCCCGGAUACGACUUCUUCAAAGUCAUUUCACUAUAUGCCAAGUCUCACCUGCUCUGGUCAUUUCCAGAGAUAACGCUGGACCCCAUUGCGAGCGACGACCGCACCUACAUGUUCACGGACGAUGUGCGACUUCCGCCACCUCGAAGAGAAGGCGAAGACGGAAGUACUGGCCCCUGGGACGGUCUCUAUCCAGUUAAAAUUCCGACUUACGCUGCUCUUAUUGAGGCAUUGCUCUUACUGUAUUGCCGAGAUCUCGGAUCCCUCGAGCACACUGACCAGGCGUGGGCGUCCAUGACCAAUGAAGCUCUAGGCAAAAUCUUGAUUCCCGGUACUCUGAACUUGAAUGAGCGGAUAUCUGAGCUCAGAAGGAAUAUCGAUCCUCGCUGGGUGCCCAUCCUGGAUAGCUCUCAUUUCAACACCGGACCUCUCACAAAGGGCCUCCUCGCCCCUAUCCAUAACUACCGAGCGGUUCUGCUGGCGAGCAAUGAGCUUCCGGAUAUCCCACCUCAUGACUUGGACGGUUACCACAUGUAA
This is a messenger RNA of Aspergillus mulundensis, 909 nucleotides long. RefSeq lists its product as uncharacterized. Lineage: Eukaryota; Fungi; Ascomycota; Eurotiomycetes; Eurotiales; Aspergillaceae. The coding region runs from base 1 to 909 and encodes 302 amino acids. The transcript is spliced from 3 exons. The record is from RefSeq and is a predicted model, not a curated record.